CAUAUUCAAAUUGUUGAACGUGACUUAAUUUCCUUAAUAUUAUUUCCAUUCAGAGGCAUCGAGUACUUCUUAUACAUCAGCUAAUUACUAGUUGUGCGCGCGCGAAUGGACGACACCGCCUCGCACGUGAAACGCGAAUAACAAAUAACAGUAAUAGUGACUGUCUGGAAGUGAUUGCGACGAGGAUCAAAUUCACCGCGGUUGUUACCAAGGAAACUAACGACGAAAGUCUUUAUUAUUUAUCGAACUUAUUGAAUUCAUUCGCAGAAUAAUAAGGUGAAUAAUUUAAUAUUAAAUACAGCGUUAGGAUGGUCCUCUUGGGAGAUACUUUUCCAAACUUUACAGCACAAACAAACAUUGGUGAAAUUGAUUUUCACAAUUGGUUGGGAGACUCAUGGGGAAUCCUGUUUUCUCAUCCAAACGAUUUUACUCCUGUUUGUACAACAGAGUUAGCUCGAGUUGUAAAACUAUUUCCAGAAUUUCAGAGAAUGGGUAUAAAAAUUAUUGCGCUGUCUUGUGACUCGGUUGACUCUCAUCUCCGGUGGAUUUCAGAUAUCAAGGCAUAUGGAGAGAUAAAUGAUAAUGGUUUCCCAUAUCCUAUCAUAGCCGAUCAAUCAAGAGAUCUGGCUAUAACUUUGGGAAUGCUGGAUCCUUCAGAAUUAAAUUCUGAAGGUUUACCAGUGUCCGCUCGAACGGUCUUUAUAAUAGAUCCUCUCAAAAAAAUGAGACUAUCUAUUUUAUACCCAGCAUCGACAGGCAGGAACUUUGAUGAAAUAUUGAGAGUCGUGGAAUCUCUUCAACUGACAGAAAAGUACAAGGUGGCAACUCCUGUCGACUGGAAGAAAGGUCAACCAGUGAUGAUUUUACCAACUGUUAACGAUGAUGAAGCAAAACAAACAUAUGGUAAUAAUAUUAAGACUCUCUGUUUACCUUCGGGUAAAUCAUAUCUUCGAAUAGUUCCACAACCAACCGAUUAAAAACAGAUUGGAAGUAUAAAAAUGCACAAUAAAAGAAAUUACAAAUCAUUACAUUUAACAGGAUUUAAUGUAACUUUUUAUACAGAGACAAAUUUGAAGAUGUACUUUUAUGUUAAUUGAAAUAAAUUUUUUUUGAUUUAAUAAACAUUGAUUCGUUGAUUCAAGUGAAAUUCAUUUCUGCAAACAACAAAAGAAGCCGUUUAUUAUUUCACCUAAUAUAUAAUUAAAAGUACACUGCAUUAUAUACAUUUUUCCAAGUACACGUUUUUACUUAUAAUAUCUAGGCGAAUUGUAUAAUAUUUACAGUAUCAUUUAACAAGUUAUUACUAGUUUACGUUUUUCAUACUAUGAUUACACUAUUAUGCGUAUAGUAUUUUAAUGUAUAUAGCAGCAGUUAUACAAAACAGUCCCUGGUGAAAACCAA
Messenger RNA from Ceratosolen solmsi marchali, 1401 nucleotides. It is a transcript of the gene Prx6a, whose product is annotated as Peroxiredoxin 6a. NCBI's taxonomy places the organism in Eukaryota, Metazoa, Arthropoda, Insecta, Hymenoptera, Agaonidae. Gene Ontology annotation, molecular function: peroxiredoxin activity. Gene Ontology annotation, biological process: cell redox homeostasis; cellular oxidant detoxification. The record is from RefSeq and is a predicted model, not a curated record. The transcript has 5 exons. Gene Ontology annotation, cellular component: mitochondrion; cytosol. Bases 309 to 977 code for a protein of 222 amino acids.